Messenger RNA from Pelodiscus sinensis (Chinese soft-shelled turtle), 2690 nucleotides. It is a transcript of the gene AQP11, whose product is annotated as aquaporin 11. Gene Ontology annotation, molecular function: channel activity. Gene Ontology annotation, biological process: transmembrane transport. Gene Ontology annotation, cellular component: cytoplasm; membrane. Lineage: Eukaryota; Metazoa; Chordata; Testudines; Trionychidae. The record is from RefSeq and is a predicted model, not a curated record.
GGGACGCCUUAUGCACACCCGGCGCCCUCGCCCUCGCACCUUUCUCCUGGAGAUGUUUGCCACUUUCCAAAUCUGUGCCUGCACCAAUGAGCUCCGGCUGCUGGCCAAUGUACAGCCCAAGCCGCAUGUUGCCCUCACCCUCACCUAUGUUUUUACCGUCCUGCAUGGCUUGACUCUGACAGGCAGUACAUGCAAUCCCUGUGGCACCCUGCAACAAAUCUUGGAUAGUGGGGUUUCAGUCAAGCAGGGCGGGCUGAAGAUUGGAGCUCAGUUCACUGGUGCAGUGCUAGCUAGAAUUUACGUCCAUCGCAUCUGGUCCAUGGGGAUCAUCCAGGUGCACUCUGAGGCACUGGCUGAGGGCUGCAGUAAUCCCAUCCAAACCACGGAGACCCAGGCUUUUUGCAUAGAGCUGCUCUUCUCUACUGCGUUCCAGCUGACCAUACUGCAAAUCGAGUCAGUUAAACCCAGGCUCAGAGUCCACCUGAUUGCUCUUCUCAUUACUAUGCUGGUGUAUGGAGGAGGAAACCUCACAGGAGCAAUAUUUAAUCCAGCAUUGGCCUUUUCAUUACAUGCAAGUUGUUUUCGUAACAAAUUCUGGGAUUAUUCACUAGUAUAUUGGAUGGCACCUUCCUUAGGUACAGUACUUGUGGCCAUUGUGCGGGGUGAAAUUCUUCCUCUGAUACUGUGAGAUUUUAAAAUGGUAAACUCUAGAAUUACAUCUGUUAAAAAGACUCUUAAAAACAACUGAAGUGCAGCAACACAGUACAUAGAGGGAAGACACCUGGAUACCAGGCAUUCAGAACACUGAUUUUCUUACAGAUUUUCCAGAUAAUUAUAUGUUUUGAAAUACAGUCUUAGAACUACACAGUAGAAUUUAAUUACAACAAAUUGUAUGGAGAGAACCAUGAAAGUGAAACCUAUAUAAAAUCUCAACUUUUGUGUAUCUCCACAAUUAUCUGAAAAGGUUGGGUAUCUGCCUCUACUGUUUAAUUACAUCGGACUCCUAUCCAUAUAUAAUACCCACAAGAGAAGGGGUGAGUUCUGAAAACUUCAUUCUUCGAAUGACCCACUGCAUAUUCCUACUUGUAGCAUACUUAGCAUCUGCAAGGAGGCACCAUGGGGCAUGUGUCCCCAAUGGAUAAUAUUCACUAGAAAGAUUACAGAGUUUAACACAAGAUACACCAUUUCUCGUAAGUGUGAACAUGCAGAGGUAACACUCUAAAAAAAGACAAGGUACUGAGGAGUAGUAAUACAUCUUUUCCUUUUGUGAGGAAUCUACCUCUAGGGCCCCAUCCUGUUUGGUAGUAAAAGUUGCAGAAUCAGGCCCAUACUUCAGUUAUUUUUGUUUUCUCUUCUUCUGAGUACUAAGUGAUUAAUUGACAGCAGUUCAUUUUCUAUUGUUAACUUUGCCUAAGAUUAGUAAGUAUUAUCAGCAAGAGAAAUCUGAUAGGAGACUUAAUCAGUACUAGAGACAGGCAAAUACUUUGAUGACUUUUCAGAAAGCUUGAAUCACUUGUGAUUCUAUUUUCUCUUCAAAGGCUCUCAGUGCACAUAUUUAGUAUUUUUCUUUUACAUGGAGCAGUGCUCUGCUGUACAAAAAAAUAACGAGCAGAGUUUCUGCUGCCUCAGAAAAUGUACCCCUGCUGCACACCAAGCUAAUUGACCAGAAAAGACCUUUGUUGUGGUGAACACAGCCUACAGGUUGUCAGCGUUCCACAGUAGUUUGCAUUGUCAUAUGAUGUUUUUCUCUAUAUAUGCUUUUAUAAUACCAUUAACUUUGAACACUUUGCCCCUCUCAUCUGUGCAAAAUCACCAUUUUGUUUAAAACUUUAUUUAGAGGGUUUGGUUGUGUUCCUCCAUUUAUGGUUAGUGGAUUUGAAAGGGGAUAAAGAUAACAAAUUUUAUACAUAACAGACACUGAAGCACGGGACUCUCACAAAGCAGUCAGGAGAUUUUGCACUGUUAGAUUCCGAAUUUAAACUAACUCCAACACACCCAGUCUUUAAAAUGCUGUAGAGUGAAUAUUUUUAUGGAUACCUCUAGGUAUUUUGCCUGUUGCCAAUCUGGUUAAUUUUCAGAGAAAGUAGUAUUGCUACAGAUAAGCACAUUUUGAUUUUUGUUUUGAAUAGCUGUCCAUAUGUAAGAUAUUACAUAUGAUCUUCUAGUGUUUCAGCUGUUAGCCUUAUCUCAGCUAAGUUUCCUCUUGACUUAAGAUGAGGCAUGGUCUUACUUCAGAGCCAACUCCAAUAAUGCUGGCUUAGUAAGCUAUAGAGCUGAAAAACAAAUAGCAUCUAUUCAACAGUCUACAUUAGUCCAGGUCUGCAAACCCUUGUUUCAGGCAACCAAAUGCAUUUAGGAACAGCCAGAAAGACAUCUGAAAUUUCUGACACAUUGUUAAGGAUUUCCAGAAUCUAAGAUGACUGGCAAAAGAGCUGACUUACUUUUUUAGUCUAUUUGCUACGGUUAAUACAGUAGAGUCUGGAUUAUCCGACCUUCGGUAAUCCGACAUUCCGCUUUAUCCUACCCUGCAGCUCCUGGGGACAGAGUGGCACCGGCAGGAGGGGCAUCAGCAGCUCUAGGGCGCUGGCCGGGAGAAUGGCCCUGUUUGCUGCCCCAUCGCUCUCCUGGAGCCACUGAUGCCUCUCCUGCUGGCGCCGCUUCGGCCUUGGGAGCUGCAGGUAUCAGUGUCU